Lathyrus oleraceus (garden pea) is the source of this 552-nucleotide messenger RNA. Its product is annotated as secreted RxLR effector protein 161-like. The record is from RefSeq and is a predicted model, not a curated record. NCBI's taxonomy places the organism in Eukaryota, Viridiplantae, Streptophyta, Magnoliopsida, Fabales, Fabaceae. The coding region runs from base 1 to 552 and encodes 183 amino acids. The transcript is spliced from 2 exons.
AUGGGAAAGGUAGAUGCUACAGUUUUCAUUAAGCGUCAAGGAAAGCAUACUCUUCUAGUUCAAGUUUAUGUCGAUGAUAUCAUUUUUGGAUCCACAAUCAUGCAACUUGUCAAGGAGUUUUCUAAGCUUAUGCAGAGUGAGUUUGAGAUAUUUUCUAUGGAAGAUGCAAAGUUGAUUGGCACUCCAAUGCCUACAAAUGAAAACUUGAAAAAGAAUGAAAAUGGUAAGGAUGUUGAUGUGAAGAAGUCUAAAGGUAUGAUUGGUUCUCUUAUAUAUCUCAAUGCAUCUAGGCCGGAUAUUAUGUUUAGUGUGUGUAUGUUCACUCGUUAUCAAUUGGCUCCCAAGGAAUAUCAUUUAAAAGUCGUAAAACGCAUUCUUAGGUAUCUUCAUGGUACUUCUAAUUAUGGGAUUUGGUACUCUAAGGGAAGCGAUUGUAAUUUGGUUGGUUAUACUGAUUCCAAUUUUACCGGUUUCAAAUCGGAUAGGAAGAGUACUAGUGGAACAUGCCACAUGUUUUCAAAAUCCUUAGUAAGUUGGCAUAGCGAGAAAUAA